AUGUUCGCAACAGCAACAAGGUCAUCAGCCGUCAAGACGCUCUACCAAAAUGUCCUCAAGGAGGCGGAGCGCUCGGCGAAGAACGGACCGCUCGUGACAUACCUGCAGAAAGAAUUCAAGGACGCCGAGAGUGGCACUCUUUCAGACUCGCACAAGUCAGCAAACAGCACCGACUACACACCCUUCAUCGCACCGAACAAGACACCAGCACAGCUGCGCCAGCAGACGCUCGAAAAUCUGCACACUUUCCUCGAAAACAAGGCGCUGCAUGCUGAACUCCUGCAACGAUACAACCCUACCGUGGGCAUGUCUGAGGAAGAACGCGUAAGGCUCACAGCACGCAGAGUUGGACUCGAUGUGCCAAUCACACACGACCCCACCGCCGAAGAUACGUCCAGCAGCAACAGCAGCAGCGGCAACUACCGUGAAAGCGCAAAGAUUGCUCAGGACCUGUACAAGGAGGACAAAGACCAUCGCGAAGAUCAGCUCUAUUCGGGUAAAGGCGAUGGAGUCAACGUCGGCGGUCCACUACGACCUCCCGUUUCCAAGGAUUGA
Messenger RNA from Sporisorium graminicola, 555 nucleotides. RefSeq lists its product as uncharacterized. Lineage: Eukaryota; Fungi; Basidiomycota; Ustilaginomycetes; Ustilaginales; Ustilaginaceae. Gene Ontology annotation, cellular component: mitochondrial matrix. The record is from RefSeq and is a predicted model, not a curated record. Gene Ontology annotation, biological process: mitochondrial proton-transporting ATP synthase complex assembly. Bases 1 to 555 code for a protein of 184 amino acids. The transcript has 3 exons.